AAAUAUGAUCACGUGACCUUGGUUGCCACGGGUAAUGUUAUUUCCUGGCUAGCUUGUGGAUUUUGGAGGCACGGAAAACUCAAGGAAGGAACCGUAAUGGCAAACAAAGGCACCAGCAUCAAAGAUGCCGUUGCAAAAUGGGCUGAGAAGUCGGGGCAAGACCCAAAGGCAGCAACUGAGAUUCAGCUGUACAUGCAGCUCCCUCCCAUUGAGAAGAUGGACGCCAGUCUCUCCACUCUGGCAGCCUGCGAAAAGCUUUCAUUAUCCUCAAACUGCAUUGACAAGAUCACCAACCUGAACGGCAUGAGUAAGACAAACAACUCUGCACAACAAUCAUUCAUCACUCAAACUUUUAGAGGCACUCAAGAUUCUGUCUCUCGGACGGAACCUGAUAAAAAACUUGACUGGACUUGUAAGUGUACCAGUUGGAUCAAGUUCUCGGUAUUUCAUCUGGAGAUGUAUGUAGGAUGCAGUAGCAGACACACUGGAACAGCUGUGGAUAUCUUACAACAACAUCGAGAAGUUAAAAGGCAUCGCAGUGCUCAAGAAGCUCAAGGUGUGGCACACCUGGGCAGAGCUGGAGUUGAUUGUUUGCAUGCAUCGGUUUGGGACAGCUCAGUUUCUGUGCAAGCCAUGCUUUUCAACUUUUCCAUAGUGUGCCAACGAUAGGUGUUAUGUUAUGUGUUUCAAUGUUAUGGUUGCUGUUUCUGAUAUUGUUGUGUUUCCGCCAAAUUGCUGCAUGUGUCACCUGUUGAGCCAGCUCCCAAAACACACACACACAAUAUAGGUGCUGUAUAUAUCCAACAACAACAUCAAGGAUUGGGGAGAGUUCCAGAAACUGGCUGAGCUCCCGGCCCUAGAAAACCUGCUGUUUGUGGGAAAUCCACUGGAGGAAAAGCACAGUACGGAGGGUGACUGGAGAGAUAAGGCCCUCGCUAGACUCUCCAAGCUUAAAAAGUUGGACGGAGUACCGGUAGUUAGUCAGGAGGGAGAAGAUGAAGGGUGACAGAUACUUUAGUCUCCCUUCUCUCACCUGCCAAGCAAUCAUUGUAUGCUACGUGUGAAUUAUAUUAUUGCCAUUUGUCCUUUCCUUUCCCACUACUACUAACACACAAUAGAACAUGACGGUGUUA
Molecule: messenger RNA, 1133 nt
Organism: Geodia barretti
Lineage: Eukaryota; Metazoa; Porifera; Demospongiae; Tetractinellida; Geodiidae
Source: the annotation of a GenBank genome assembly